Lasiosphaeria miniovina is the source of this 525-nucleotide messenger RNA. RefSeq lists its product as uncharacterized. The coding region runs from base 1 to 525 and encodes 174 amino acids. Lineage: Eukaryota; Fungi; Ascomycota; Sordariomycetes; Sordariales; Lasiosphaeriaceae. The transcript has a single exon. The record is from RefSeq and is a predicted model, not a curated record.
AUGGCUGACAUCGUGGAACUAAGCAUGGAACAUGCCGUUUCGGCCUUCCUCGUAGCCUUCGCCACUGUCCUCGCCUAUGUGGUCAUCAGGGGCUACCGUGCCCGGCGGUUCUUCUGCCGCCUGCACCAGCAGGGGAUGGUGCGAGAUCUACCACUUGCCCUGUUAAUCGAAGUGCAUAUCCAGCUAACACCCCGCGACGCGGCCCAUGCCGCCGUGGACCCAAUCCUAGGCCACCUGCUCGCGCUACCGCUCAUCAUGAAGACGCUGCCGAGCGACACGCAGCAGCCCGACGCGUUCGAGGCGCUCUGCAAGGCGCACGAGACGGACGACUCCAUCAUCUACGUCGACAUGUGGCCGUUCGCCGACCCGAUGCUGGUCGUGUGCUCGCCGCCGCUGGCCGCGCAGGUGUGCUCGCCGGAGCUCGACCUGCCCAAGCCGCCGAUCCUGCGCCGCUGGAACCCCGCGCAGCAGCUCGCCACCGCCGGCAGCCGCCCCAAGUGCCUCGAUGCAGCGUUCAAGGCCUGA